Arachis ipaensis is the source of this 420-nucleotide messenger RNA. The record is from RefSeq and is a predicted model, not a curated record. Lineage: Eukaryota; Viridiplantae; Streptophyta; Magnoliopsida; Fabales; Fabaceae.
AAAGGCUUAUGAGCUCAAGGGAGUGUCCACGAUGGCCAGUAUCAUCUACAUAGCAAAGAAAGCCGUAGAAGGAUUUGAAUUAUCUAAGGAAGAAGAUUGGGCCAAGGAACAAACAUUGAUACUUCAAAGGUGUUUUAACCAAUAUGGCCGGCAGGACCAAACUGAGCUGCUUGACUAUUUCCGGCAACAUAAUGCGGAGGCCACGGGAUCUUCAAUGUUGAGCAUGUUAGAUUGUCUCAGUUUUGACGCUUCUCGUGUUCCAGUAGAGUUCUUGGUGAAAACAUUGAUCCCAAAUUGUGAAGAAUUCAUCAAGAGUUUUCGAGCUUUGCUAGAUGGCAAUAAAGGUCCUGAGCAUCCCACCCCUUGAGGCACGCAAGAUUAUUGGAGAAGAGGGUUGGUCUAAAAUACAAGGAUUGAAUA